AUGGCAAAGGAAGCGGAAAGAAAAGGACCCCUGUGCCAUUAUGCGGUGACCAGCCUGGCAAAGAACAACUUCAGGGUGGUCACCGUAAACAUGUACAAUCCGCACGUGAAGGAUGAAGAAGUGAGGGCCUUUCUGGGGAGAUACAUGGACAAUGUCUCCUCAGCGAGGGGAACAUUCUACUAUGCACGUCAGUCCCCGUUCUGCAGGCGUUGUAUGGCCUACGGCCAUAUCCUGGCCUCGUGCAGUGCCAAGAGGUGUCGAUUUUGUGGGUCGGACGAGCACGAGGCCAAGGAAUGUGACGAGCCCAAGGCUUGCCACGGAGACGUUUCAGUGAAAGAAGAGGAAGACACGUUCAGAGUGAAAGAGGAGGGUGCAUUUUUUGGAGUGAAAGAGGAGGAGGGGGAGAUUACUGUCACAUUGGAGGAAGAAGAGGAGGUUGGAGAUCUGUUUAACACCAGAGAGAGACGGGAUUAUCGUGGAUCCUCUGGGAAGCCUCAACAACCUUAUGAUGCUGAAGAGACAAAGAAGAGUCUCUCCAGAUCAGAACACCUCAAUAAACACCUGCAGAGAUCCACAGGGAGGAGAACUCAUUGCUGCUCUGACUGUGGGAAGAGAUUCACGUCAUCAGGCAUUAAAAUGCACCAGAGAACACACACAGGAGAGAAACCGUAUAGCUGUGCUCAAUGUGGGAAGAGUUUUGGUGGAUCUGGCUCUCUGACAGUGCACCAGAGAACACACACAGGAGAGAAACCAUAUAGCUGUGUUCAAUGUGGGAAGAGUUUUGGUGGAUCUGGCUCUCUGACUGUACACCAGAGAACACACACAGGAGAGAACCCUUUCAGCUGUGGUCAUUGUGGGAAGAGAUGCACUACAUCUGGCCAUCUAACUAUACACCAGAGAACACACACAGGAGAGAAACCUUAUAGCUGUAGUCAAUGUGGUAAGAGUUUUGGUCAAUCUGGAGAGCUCACAGUGCACCAGAGAACACACACAGGAGAGAAACCUUAUAUCUGUGUUCAAUGUGGGAAGAAUUUUGGUCGAUCUGGCUCUCUGACAGUGCACCAGAGAACACACACAGGAGAGAAACCUUACUGCUGUGAUCAAUGUGGGAAGAGAUGUACUACAUCUGGCAAUCUAACUCUACACCAGAGAGCACAUACAGGAGAGAAACCUUAUACCUGUGGUCAAUGUGGGAAGAGUUUUGCUGCAUCUAGCACUCUGACUCAACACCAGAGAACACACACAGGAGAGAAACCUUACAGCUGUGUUCAAUGUGGGAAGAGUUUUGCUGCAUCUAGCACUCUGACUCUACACCAAAGAACACACACAGGAGAGAAAUCUUACAGCUGUGUUCAAUGUGGGAAGAGUUUUAGUCAAUCUUGCCAUCUGACUCUACACCAGAGAACACACACUGGAGAGAAACCGUAUAGCUGUAAUCAAUGUGGGAAGAGCUUUACUCAGCUAAACAGCCUGAUAUUGCACCAGAGAACACACACAGGAGAGAAACCUUACAGUUGUGUUCAAUGUGGGAAGAGUUUUCGUCAAUCUUGCCAUCUGACUCUACACCAGAGAACACACACAGGAGAGAACUCAUCAGAAAAUACAUGAAGGAGUUGUUUCAUGAUAUCAAUGAAAUAAUUUCACAAUGUAGAAUGUUUUUAACAUUGUAUUUGGAGUAUUUUAAGGUAUUUCACGAUGUAGAAUCCUAAACGUUUGCCCCCUGUUCUAUUGAUUUCACCAUGAUAUGGAUAUUAGCCUUGGGAAAAAUCCAGGCUCUGAAUUGAAAGAGUACUAUUUAUGUGAUUUAACAAAAAGUGACUAACACAAAAAGAGCUGUGUUACACUUCCCGUGUUGGUGACCCACUUGAAUCAAAAUGCAACAGUUUAAAAUGUAGCUAGCUGUUUUCUACAAAUUGUCCUCUAACCAGUGAUGUACACAUUAUUCUCUGAUUCCGUGUGGUUUUUGAGCUGUUAGUUUUGACAGGACGUGCAACCUCAUCUCCUUCUUCUCGGCACAAUUGAUUUCAACAUGAUAUCUUUGAGUGAUGACAAAUAAGUGUUGCGUUCCUUUGUUUAGCGACCCCUACAUUUAAAUGCAUCACUCCAAAAUGUAGUUGACUGUCUUCUGCAGGUUGUCCUCUAAUCAGUGAGGUAAAAGAUAUCUCCCAUUUCAAUGUGUUCUUUUAGUUGUGUUAGUUUCAAAAGCACGUACAACCUGAUUUCCCCCCUAAUCGAUAUCAGUGAUUUAUUGCUACUUGUCAAAACAAGUGUUUCUGAUGCGUGUGCAGUUUAUAAGGAGCUUGUUUAAAAAAUACAAGUAAUAUGAUUAUUGUGGCAGAUGUUUGUGUACAUAGCACAUUUUAUGUUUAGGUUUUCAAUAAAUCAAAAACUGCAUAUUGGUAAUUGAUUUGAACACGUUAAAACUGUGUUUUUACUUUGGGGCUAUCCCACGUAGCAAAAUGUAAUUGAAAAGAAGACUAUGACUGACGUCCAAUAUUUGUUCGGUUGUAGUUGAAAAUAUGUAUUUUCGGGUCAUUUUUUAAAUUACUUUAAAACAACGUAAUUUCAACGUACUUUCAGUAGCCGAGUGGUUAGAGCGUUUGGCAGUAACCGAAAGGUUGCUGGAUCGAAUCCCCGAGCUGAUAAGGUAAAAAUAUAUUGUUCUCCCCCCAGUUAACUCACUGUUCCUAGGCCGUCACUGUCAAUAAGAAGUUGAUCUUAACUGACUUGCCUAGUUAAAUAAAAAGUGGACUAGAGUUCUAUUAGCUAGUGAGUUUUUGGGUUCUAUUAAAAAAAAUGGAAAAAUAAUACUAUUGUAUAUUACUAUUUCGAUUUUUUUUGUUGUUGCUGUCUUCAAUUGUUGCCAGCCAUCAGACCACAUGUUUAUAUUGUAGAAGGUGAAGCAUUGUAGUUGAUUAUAAUGUGAAAUGGAAGUUGUUUUCUGUUGGUGGUGAGCAAACUUGUCCAACAGAAAUAUAGGAUAUAUUUGUUGUCUUAAAGGGGAAUGUUUUACAGGCUUUGGUUUUUCCAUUUAUGUUGUGAGGUUGAACUUUAGCUCAUUAGCACGUAAGACGCACUGAUUGGUGUCACCUCGUUAGUCAGUAUGUGUUACACCUGUGCUGGCUUGUCCAUCUCGUUAGUGGGAAGGUGUUUCACCUGAGCUGGUCCAGGUUCUAUUUAAGAGUGUCUGGCCCAGUGCUCCAGUUGUCUUGAUAGAUGUGGAGUCAACACCUUUAGUUGCGCCACCUUUUUGAUUAAAAUAUGUUUUCAUUCCAAGUUGAAGCUUCUUUCUGAAGAGAGCUUAUUUUAUAAAAUGAAUCAAUACAAGCAAACAAGAUCGGUUCCGGGGAUUGGUAUGGCAAAUACCUUACGAUUUGCCUGGACUGAAAAUGAGAUGGAGCCGUGGAGUAGAGAGACAUUUGGAAGGACUAUUUUGAUGGGAUGCCUCAGGAUAGAGGUGAAGGAAGUGCUCUGCCUUCAAGGGAACCCGAAUGAGAAGGCUUUCGAUGUGACGUUUCACAAAGAAGAAAAACACGACGAAGUAAUGAAGAUGGCAAAGGAAGCGGAGAAAACGGGACCCCUGUGCCAUUAUGCGGUGACCAGCCUGGCGAAGAACAACUUCAGGGUGGUCACCGUAACCAUGUACAAUCCGCACGUGAAAGAUGAAGAGGUGAGGGCCUUUCUGGGGAGGUACAUGGACAAUGUCUCCUCAGCGAGGUACCUCAGGGACUCCCUGGGUUUCUGGAACGGGAGAAGAGGGUUCCAGGCGUUACUCAGGGAGUCCCCGAAGAGUGUGGAUGGCUACCUCCAUCCUCCGGCGAUGUUCUCCCUGGGGGCUGACAGGGGAACACUCUACUAUGCCCGUCAGCCCCCGUUCUGCAGGCGUUGUAUGGCCUACGGCCAUAUCCUGGCCUCGUGCAGUGCCAAGAGGUGUCGAUUUUGUGGGUCGGAAGAGCACGAGGCCAAGGAAUGUGACGAGCCCAAGGCUUGCCACGGGUGUGGCUCAAGAGCACACCUGUGGCGUGAUUGCCCGGCUCGUCACAGGUCAUACGCGUCUGCAGCUGGGGGGGGAGCGGGGGAUGGGGGGAGGAAAGAAAGGACGCGUGCGGAUUGCAUGGAUGGCACAGGGGAAAAGACGGCGCAGGAAGAAGAUGGGAAGAAGGAUGAGGUGGGAAGAAAGAGGCGAGGAGAAGAAAAGAAUGGAACAGAAGGAGAGAAGAAAAAGGGGACGGAAGAAG
Oncorhynchus mykiss (rainbow trout) is the source of this 4238-nucleotide messenger RNA. RefSeq lists its product as uncharacterized. The record is from RefSeq and is a predicted model, not a curated record. Gene Ontology annotation, biological process: regulation of DNA-templated transcription. Lineage: Eukaryota; Metazoa; Chordata; Actinopteri; Salmoniformes; Salmonidae. Gene Ontology annotation, molecular function: RNA polymerase II cis-regulatory region sequence-specific DNA binding; DNA-binding transcription factor activity, RNA polymerase II-specific.